UCCCGGCAAAACCCAAUCAAUCACAAUUACAAUAUGACCCUCUUACCCUUCGUAUUUCUCUUACUCACCUCACUACCCUUUUCUGUAAUUUCGCAGCUGGACGAACGGUCAACACUCCUUAACCUGAAACGCAGUCUCGGAGACCCACCGUCUCUCCGCCUAUGGAACGACACAUCUUCCCCGUGCGACUGGUCGGAGAUUACCUGCGUCGCCGGAAACGUCACCGGAAUAAGUAUCAAGAACCAGUUCACCACCGCGGUUCCGACCAAUAUAUGCGAUUUCCCAAACCUGAAAACUCUCGACUUGUCGUCUAAUCGAUUCUCCGGAGACUUUCCGACCGUUCUCUACAACUGCACCAAGCUUCGCCAUCUCGAUCUCUCCCAGAACUACUUCAACGGCACUCUUCCCGCCGACAUCAACCGUCUCUCACCAGAACUCGAGUUUCUCGACCUCGGUGCCAACGCCUUCUCCGGCGAUAUUCCGAAGAAGAUAGGUAUGUUUUCUAAGCUCACGGUUUUGAAUCUCUACAUGAGCGAGUACAACGGUACGUUUCCGUCGGAGAUAGGAAACUUAUCGGAGCUCCGAGAGCUUCGUUUGGAGUACAACGAUAAUUUUUUGCCGGCGGAGAUCCCGGCGGAGUUUGGGAAGUUGACGAAACUCAAGUUCUUGUGGUUCUCGGAGAUGAAUUUGUUCGGAGAAAUCCCAGCCGUUGUUUUUGAGAAAAUGACGGAUCUCAAACACGUGGACCUGUCAGGUAACAACUUAUCGGGUCGGAUCCCAGACGUCUUAUUCGGGUUGAAGAACCUAACCAUCCUCUAUCUCUGCGUAAAUAACCUAACCGGCGUAAUACCGGCGACUAUCGCAAGAUUACCGGGACUGAAGGAGCUGAAACUUUAUACCAAUAAGUUAACCGGUGAGAUACCGGCGGAUUUCGGUUUGUACUCAAAUCUAGAGCGAUUCGAAGUGUCGGAGAAUCAGUUAACCGGGAAUCUACCGGAGAAUCUCUGCAAGGGAGGGAAACUUCUUGGCGUGGUUGUCUUCUCGAACAAUCUCACAGGCGAAAUCCCAGAGUCGCUCGGGAACUGUGGGUCACUCCGCUCGGUUCAGCUACAGAACAACGGCUUCUCCGGUGAGUUUCCUUCCGGGAUAUGGACUGCUAAAGAGAUGCAUAGUCUCCAAGUGAGUAACAACUUCUUCACCGGGAAAUUACCGGAGAAACUUGCUCGCAAGCUUUCAAGGAUUGAUAUCGAUAACAAUGAGUUUUCCGGUGAGAUUCCUCGGACAAUUAAUACUUGGUCUUCCCUUGAGGAGUUCAAGGCUCGAAACAAUAGAUUCUCCGGUGAGAUCCCGACGGAGUUAACGUCUCUGUCAAGACUGUCAUCAAUCUUCCUCGACUCGAAUAAUCUCUCCGGCGAGUUACCAGAUGAAAUCAUCUCAUGGAAGUCGUUGUCAACGUUAAGUCUAUCACAGAACAAACUUUCCGGGAAGAUUCCUAGAGCUCUAGGGUUGUUGCCAGGCUUGUCCGUUCUUGAUCUAUCGGAGAAUCAAUUCUCCGGAAAAAUCCCACCGGAGAUAGGGAAUCGAAAGUUCAUAACACUUGAUUUGUCAUCAAACAUGCUCACCGGAGAAGUACCAGACCAACUUAAUAAACUUAAGUACUUGACAAGUUUCUGGAACAACACCAAUCUCUGUGCAGACAAGCCAGUUGUUAACUUACCGGAUUGUCAGAAAAUGCUUCGGAGAUCAAAACAGUUGCCUGGGAAACUCCUUGCAAUAGUCAUUGCUGUUCUGCUCCUCGCCUUCACUUUUAUUGUCACGUUCUUUGUGGUUCGGGACUGCACAAGGAAACCAAGAAGAGAGAGAGGCUUAGAGACGUGGAAGCUAACUUCUUUCCACAGAGUAGACUUCGCGGAACACGACAUUGUUUCGAAUCUGAUGGAACACAACGUGAUAGGGAGUGGAGGAUCAGGCAAAGUUUACAAGAUACACAUCGGAUCCUCGGGUCAAUACGUAGCGGUGAAGAGGAUAUGGGACAACAAGAAGCUUGACAAGAACCUCGAGAAAGAGUUCAUCGCUGAAGUUGAGAUUCUUGGAACGAUCAGGCACGUGAAUAUAGUGAAACUACUGUGUUGUUUCUCCAGAGAGGAUUCAAAGCUUCUGGUGUAUGAGUACUUGGAGAAACGCAGCUUGGAUCAAUGGCUACAUGGUAAGAAGAAAGGAGGUGAUGUAGAGGCUAAUAGCUUGAAUUGGGCACAGAGGUUGAAUAUUGCGGUCGGUGCAGCGCAAGGACUUUGCUAUAUGCAUCAUGAUUGUACUCCUGCGAUCAUACAUAGGGAUGUCAAGUCAAGCAACAUCUUGCUUGAUUAUGAAUUCAACGCCAAGAUUGCUGAUUUCGGGUUGGCUAAAUUGUUGGUUAAGCAAAACCAACAACCUCAUACUAUGUCAGCUGUUGCUGGAUCCUUCGGUUACAUUGCUCCAGAAUAUGCAUAUACCUCAAAGGUGAAUGAAAAGAUCGAUGUGUAUAGCUUCGGGGUAGUUUUGUUAGAGCUGGUAACUGGAAAAGAAGGUAACAACGGAGAUGAACAUACAAACUUGGCAGAUUGGUCAUGGAAGCAUUACCAAUCUAAGAAACCGAUCUCAGAAGCUUUUGAUGAGGACAUUAAAGAUGCUUCUAACACGGAGGAGAUGACAACUGUGUUCAAGCUAGGUCUGAUGUGUACUAACACAUUGCCUAGUCACAGACCUUCCAUGAAGGAGGUCUUGUAUGUUCUUCGCCAACAAGGGCUUGGGGGGGCUCAAAAGACUGCAGCAGAGGCACCUGAGGCACCUCUACUGGUUAGUUUGUCCGGUCGGAGGACAAGUAAAAGGGUAGAAGAUGAAGCUUUAGGUUUUGUAUAAUAAUAAAUAAUCAAAUUUUGAGGUUGUUUUGAGGGUUUUUAACGCAUGUGUUGUGUGUAAACAAAGCAAAGUUUAAGGCUAAUUAACUAGAUAAGUUUUUAUGUUCAGAAUAAAUGAAUGAAAGUAGUCUU
Molecule: messenger RNA, 3029 nt
Organism: Brassica oleracea var. oleracea
Lineage: Eukaryota; Viridiplantae; Streptophyta; Magnoliopsida; Brassicales; Brassicaceae
Product: receptor-like protein kinase 5
Exons: 3
Coding region: 34-2898 (954 amino acids)
Biological process (GO): protein phosphorylation
Molecular function (GO): ATP binding; receptor serine/threonine kinase binding; protein kinase activity
Source: RefSeq, a predicted model, not a curated record